Molecule: messenger RNA, 1243 nt
Organism: Hypoxylon fragiforme
Lineage: Eukaryota; Fungi; Ascomycota; Sordariomycetes; Xylariales; Hypoxylaceae
Product: short chain dehydrogenase
Exons: 3
Coding region: 227-1018 (263 amino acids)
Source: RefSeq, a predicted model, not a curated record
CUCAUACAUCAUAUAUCACGGGCUUCCAGUUCCGGACUUCCUUCAUUCUCAACUCCCUCGCGAUAAAUCAGCUCGAUAGCUCUUCAGCUUACGGCCUGUGACAAUCAAUCAUGUACAUAUAGUUAAUUCCUAUUAAAGGCCUACGUAAAUUCUAAUUCUAAUUGCCACCAUUUCUUGCAAUUUCUAUAUACUAUUGCCGUCGUAUCAUCCACCCAGUUAAACCAACAUGAAGAUCGCAGGCAGAACCUUCGUAGUAUCAGGCGGCGCAUCCGGACUAGGCCAAGCAUGCGUAGAAGAAAUCUGCCGUAACGGCGGCAACGCCGCAGUCUUCGACCUAAACGAGGAGAAGGGCGCCGCGGUAAUCGCCAAGCUCCCGAGCGGGGCGGGCAAAUUCUUCGUCUGCGACGUCGUCGAGACGGACAGCAUCGCGGCAGCCGUCAAGCAGACGAUGGAGUGGGUGCAGGAGACGGGCAAACCGCUGGGCGGUGUCAUUCCCGCGGCUGGCGUGGGGAAUCCCACGACGAUCCUCGACCGCAAUGGCGACGCCUUCAGCAUGGACACCUUCGACUUCGUCGUCAACAUCAACCUGCGGGGGACCAUCGACCUCGUGCGCCAGUGCCUCGUGCACCUCGCCAAGACCGAGCCCGUAGGAGCCGACCAGGAGCGAGGCGUGGUUAUCAUGGUAGCCUCCGUCGCCGCGUUCGACGGGCAGAAAGGCCAGAUCUCGUACGCGGCUAGCAAGGGCGCAGUCGCGUCCAUGACUCUCCCGAUGACGAGAGACUUAGCACGCUACGGCAUCCGCUGUGUGACUAUCGCGCCGGGGAUAUUCGAGUCGGGGAUGACGGCUGUGAUGCCUGAGAAACUGUUUAAAGGUCUCGCGGCGGUCAUGGAGUUUCCGCGACGAGCGGGGCAGCCGCAAGAAUUUGCGCAAUUGGUCCGGCAGGUUAUCGAGAACGGCAUGUUAAAUGGUACCGUAAUUAGAUUGGAUGGAGGUUUAAGGAUGCCCAGCAAAAUAUAGGAAGAGUACAGAGUACGACAAAAGAAAUUCCAUACGUAUUCACUCGGCAACUAGACGCACUUCCCAUCAUGUUACAGUUCAUUUAUUUACACAAUCAUUACCCGGAUAACUCAAGGUAAAAGCCCAGAUGCUAUGAAGAAACAAAAGAAACAAAUCAACUCUUGGAUGCUAUUAUGAUGCUCAUCCAAACCCCUCUUCUUCCCAAGCACUAUCCUAUCCUCCAUC